Molecule: messenger RNA, 770 nt
Organism: Olea europaea var. sylvestris
Lineage: Eukaryota; Viridiplantae; Streptophyta; Magnoliopsida; Lamiales; Oleaceae
Product: probable E3 ubiquitin-protein ligase RHA4A
Exons: 3
Coding region: 143-601 (152 amino acids)
Biological process (GO): protein ubiquitination
Source: RefSeq, a predicted model, not a curated record
ACUUUUAAGUGUCAAAAAUAUCUUCUCUCCCCCACACUCAGACAGAAUAUCAUAGACUCCAUAAAUAUAAGACAUAGUUUGAACAAAAUUCUCUUGUUAUACAUCAAACUGAAUUUUGGGUUUGUAUCCUUGCGAUUAAUUGAUGGAGGGUCCUCAAUCUUCAAGUCCUUCUCAUCAAUAUCCCCAAGCAAUUCAACUUAGGCUUUACCAGGCUUUUAUAUUCUCAAUUCCUAUACUCUGCUCCAUCAUUCUAUUUCUGUUAUUCUACUUGUUCUACCUCAAGAGAAGGGCUUCGAACUUCUCGGCAAAUCCACCGGUUCUCCCGAGGACUAUUCACGAUGCCGCGCCUAACGUUACAACAUCAUUUGAUUCAGAUUUGAAAGCAGAGCUGAAAAACCAGCUUUCCACAAUCUUGUUUGAUGAAUAUCUAAAAGCAAGGGAUUCACUGUGUUGUGUGUGCUUAGGAGAAUUUGAGAUAAAAGAGGAGUUGCUUCAAGUGACAGCAUGCAAGCAUGUGUUUCACGUAGAUUGUAUUCGACAUUGGCUUCAAUCCCAUUCAACUUGUCCACUUUGUAGAGCCCCCGUUGCAGCCACCUCAUAGAGAAAUCCAUUUCGCAAAGUUGUACAUGUAACACUAGCCACAAUAAUUACGAUUACAAUUACAAUUACAAUUACAAUUACAAGAAGAGAUGAAUUGAAACCAACGACUAGUACUGAUCGAGGAUCGUCAAGUUCUUGCUAGCUAGCUAGUAGCAUACAUCACAUAUACG